Messenger RNA from Racocetra persica, 229 nucleotides. The record is from the annotation of a GenBank genome assembly. Lineage: Eukaryota; Fungi; Glomeromycota; Glomeromycetes; Diversisporales; Gigasporaceae.
AUGGAAUUUUCUGAGAAUUUGAAGCAAUUUUUUGAAACUUAUGAUGAACCUAUUCUUUUUUUAGAAUCAGAUCAUGGUGAAAUUAAUGAGGAUUUAUACUCUGAUAAAGAAUCAGAGAGUAUAAGUAACGAAAAUACUGAAUCUAAGAAUUCUAAUAAAUCUUUUACAAUAGCUGUAAAAGACUUUGUUGAUCAACUUCUAAAGUGUUGUAAAUAUGAAAAAAAUUGUA